GUGCAGCAGCCUUCAAGACAGGUGGAGGUUGCAGUGUCAGAGGAGGAGAUGUCUGGGGUGACUGAGGAAGGGGGAGCAGCUGAAGUAGAGCAGCAGCAGCAGCAGCAGCAUGAGUCUCCACCUCGAGUUCCACACCCGCCUGAGCGUCCUAGGAGGGAUGUGCGCCCUCCUGUGAGGCUGACCUAUGGGGGAAGAGGCAAGCCGAAUGUGGUGCAGGCUGGGAGUGUGGUUGAGCAGAUUGAGGAAGAUGAGAUCGCUCACUGCUACUGGGCACCAAUCCCUGAGUACAUGGCCUUACACCAUGGGGCCAAGGAAGUAGUGUGGCUAAGGCGUUUGUUGGAGGAGUUGGGAGUUGCUAUGAAGAUUCAAAGUUCAUGAGCUUGCGUUACAAUUGCGGCGGUUACAAAGUGAAGUUGUGGGGUGACUCUAUAUGGAGUUGGGACCUUUGGGGUUGGGGAAAUUUGUCACUCUACUGUAACAGCUGCAAAUUGGUUGGGAACAACCAAGCUAGGUUGGCAAGGGUGGCCAACUUGGAUGGAUUGGUUGGGAAGGGACAAAGGUCAAAGUUGGGGUUCCUAUAGGGAGGGAAUCUUUGUGCUUAUGGGGUUUCCUUGGUUGGGGACUCUCUUGGGACCUUCCCUCUCGUCCCUCUCUUCUAUCCCAACCUUUCUCUUGCUCUCUAAUUCCUUGUGAGAUUCUUGAACUUUGAUUGAACUCUUGAGAUUGAGUUAAUACAAGGGUUCAACUGUCUCAACUUCCGCUGCACUACUCCAAGUCUCAAGUCUCUACAAGCUGGGACUUAGUCUCUGCAAAAGAUCCUAAGGGCUUUUCUCAGCCCA
Messenger RNA from Closterium sp. NIES-67, 839 nucleotides. The record is from the annotation of a GenBank genome assembly. NCBI's taxonomy places the organism in Eukaryota, Viridiplantae, Streptophyta, Zygnematophyceae, Desmidiales, Closteriaceae.